UCGUCAGUAGUAAAUAAAUAAAUAAAUAAAAAUUAUUAGUUAUAGAGAGUGGCUUUGGCCCUGUUGUGGUAUGUUUCGACAUCAGUAGUUCAGUUUUUGUCACACAGUGUGAACGACAUCAGUUGAGCUGGUCCGGAGUUUCCAGGCAGGAGGAGCUAACCACCGAGAAUCUGCCAACAUGAACCAAACAGCCUAUCAGUCAUGUUCAACCGAGCGGACUUGAAGACCCUCUGCACCAGGCUAUGGUAGUCAUCACCCCCAGUCCACGUGUGACGGUGAGAAUGACGACAAUACUUCCAUGACCUCCUUUGGUGUUGCCCUCCGAGGCCUCCCCCUGGCCUUGGCAUCCAUGACACAAGCUACCACCUCAGACUCACGCUUUCACCCAAAAUGGCGGGCAAUCACUGUGGCGACCCUGCUGGCUUUAGUGCUCAUAUUGUAUUUGCACCGGACAGUAGGGAACAGAGAUACUCCUACCAGGGGUUACUACCGCAACAGGGCUCACAGUUUGCAACUGUACAGUGAGGGUGAGGAUGAUAUCUUCAGGGACACUCGCAGACAAACUGCAGGAAGCCUCACCCGCCGUCAGAGGAGGGAAAAACCUUACAAUGACACUUACCCGUUAAGUCCACCAGAGAAGACGAAGAAGGGCAUCCGCUACCGCAUCGGUGUGAUCGCAGACCUGGACACGGCAUCACGUAGCUCCAAGGAUCAGACGUGGUUCAGCUACAUGAAAAGAGGUUAUCUGACUGUUUCAGAGAGCGCUGACAGACUGGAGGUGGAGUGGGAUGCUGAGACUGUCACUCUAGAGAGUCAUUUGGCUGAGAAGGGACGAGGUAUGGAGCUGUCAGAACUUGUGGCGUUCAACGGUCACCUUUACAGUGUAGACGACCGCACAGGUGUGGUGUACAGGAUCGAGGGCAACCAGGCUGUGCCCUGGGUUAUAUUACCUGACGGUGAUGGCUCAGUCUCCAAAGGGUUCAAGGCCGAGUGGCUGGCAGUGAAGGAUGAACACCUGUAUGUUGGUGGCCUGGGCAAGGAGUGGACCACAACCUCUGGGGAAGUCGUCAACAACAACCCAGAGUGGGUUAAAGUUGUUGGCUACCAUGGCGACGUGGAGCAUGAGAAUUGGGUGCCACACUACAAUUCCCUGCGGAGUGCAGCAGGGAUCCAACCACCAGGCUACCUUAUCCAUGAAUCGGCAGCUUGGAGUGAACGUCUCCAGCGCUGGUUCUUCCUCCCUCGCCGCGCCAGUCACGAGCACUAUGAAGAGACUGCAGACGAGCGGCGUGCCACCAACCUCCUCCUGUCCUGCCCUGCAGACUUCAGCUACAUAACCGUGCGGCACGUUGGACCGCUCAACCCCACCCACGGCUUCUCCUCGUUUAAAUUUGUUCCAGACACGGACGAUCAGAUCAUUUUGGCCCUAAAAUCAGAGGAGGAUGCAGGCAGGAUCGCCACCUACAUCAUUGCAUUUACACUUGACGGUCGGGUGCUGAUGCCUGAGACAAGGAUCGGGGAUGUGAAGUAUGAGGGGCUUGAGUUUAUUUGAAAAUGACAGGGCUGAAGGUGCACAUGUUGCUGAAGGGAAACGCUGCAGGGGUCUUCAAUGUUUCAGAGAAGAGUAAGAAGUGGACUGUUUUAUGCAACACUUGUUUAAAGUCUUAGGUUUUACAUUCCCCUCUUUGUUCUACAGUGCAAUAAUACAGUAUGGUACAAAUUAUAUAUUUCAUAGUCUUCUCUUGAGAGGCACAAGAGAAGAUAAAAGGGCAGGACAAAGCCUCACCACCAGGGAAGGACAAUUAAGUCUCACCAACUACAGAUCUGUGUAUAAAUGAUACAGCCAAGCGGGGACAGGCAAUACAUCAGUCACUAGUCAUUCACCUCCAAACAAGAUUUUUUUUUAACGUUUUAAAGCCUUAACUACCUUAUAUCAGUGCUGGUACAACAACGCUGUUUCAACCUUGAGUUAAGCAUCAUGCUUUGAUUGGACACUACUGAUAUCCCAGAGGAGUCUGGGUAUAACAGUUUGUUUAUUAGUAGCUGUCGGUCUGUCAAACACCAGGUUAAUGUGGACCUGUUCUCCUGCAGCCAAACUCUGCUGGUCAGACACACAGGGGAACAAGGUGACACAGCAUCGCACAUUGAAAAAGAAAAAGAAAUGAAUGUCCUUAAAUGACUUGAAAUAUUGAGCUUACUUGUUGCUUUUGUGUUUUAUUUUACCUGUUCAGACACACUGAAGUUUCUCUUAUUAAAUUUAUAUUAAUGAUGUAAUGGGUCCAGUCAUGGUCAUGUGAUGCAUAGCAACUUAUGCUCCAUAACCAUGGUAAAUUAUUCUGGGCAGGU
Seriola dumerili (greater amberjack) is the source of this 2346-nucleotide messenger RNA. It is a transcript of the gene cant1b, whose product is annotated as soluble calcium-activated nucleotidase 1-like. Gene Ontology annotation, molecular function: GDP phosphatase activity; UDP phosphatase activity; calcium ion binding. Gene Ontology annotation, biological process: proteoglycan biosynthetic process. NCBI's taxonomy places the organism in Eukaryota, Metazoa, Chordata, Actinopteri, Carangiformes, Carangidae. The record is from RefSeq and is a predicted model, not a curated record. The coding region runs from base 299 to 1552 and encodes 417 amino acids. The transcript has 5 exons.